Molecule: messenger RNA, 198 nt
Organism: Iphiclides podalirius (scarce swallowtail)
Lineage: Eukaryota; Metazoa; Arthropoda; Insecta; Lepidoptera; Papilionidae
Source: the annotation of a GenBank genome assembly
AUGUGCGUUCACGCUCAGGGGCAGCGAAGCGUGUAUCUCGCCUCGCUCGCAGCCAGCCACUCCGGCCGCUUCGCGCCGUCUCGCUCGUGCUUAGGGAGACGACGCACUAAGAUCGCGUGCGCUGCCUCGCUCGCACUAAGGGUGUGUUGCCGUCUAACCAGCGCAUGCUGUCUCACUUGCAAUGUAGUGGGCGUCACC